Pisolithus orientalis is the source of this 1879-nucleotide messenger RNA. RefSeq lists its product as uncharacterized. The transcript has 9 exons. NCBI's taxonomy places the organism in Eukaryota, Fungi, Basidiomycota, Agaricomycetes, Boletales, Pisolithaceae. The record is from RefSeq and is a predicted model, not a curated record. The coding region runs from base 119 to 1693 and encodes 524 amino acids.
CAUGCACACCAUGCGUGGGGUAGACGUUUUCAACGUCGCACAGAACUCGUGGCUUGGACCCAGCCUCACCGUGCAGGUUGUACUUUAGCACGAACUUCUCCGUUCUGUUGCUGCUUCCAUGGGUUUCUGUAACAUUUGGCUUGUUUUCGCCUUGACGGUAUUCUCGCCUGCGCUGGCUUACAUUCCCGCUCAACCGGUCAACGGCACGAACCCAAGUGAAGGAACGGAAACCAACCGGCUCACAUUGCAAUGGUACUCCAACGGAUCUGACACAGAAUUUGUGUACUAUCUUCUUGCCGGGGCAAAUUCGGACGGCUUAUCACAGGGACCUUUGUUGCAUUUUUCGGAGGAUAUUGCUGGCUACGGUACCAUCACAACCACUCCCUGGAUUGCUUUUGUCUCGUGUGACACGAACUCUACCAACGCCACCCAAGAGCUGGACAUCUUCACACUGGCGCAGGAACGCGGGGCUCAGGCUGCUUUGCUUUAUUCACUUUAUUCAGAUUCAUGUGCUCUCAAUCCUGCAUACACAGAUCCCGAUAACUUCGACCGUGUUUUUGACGUUUUUACAACGGAAUCCGCUCGGGUGUCAAAGUUCAUCGAGUAUGAAUAUAGCUUGUUCGGAGCAAACGGGACCUACUAUGGAACAUACAACGCAACCAUGUUGAAUGAAACCGCAUCUGCUGUGAACCGGAGCAUUGCAUUGGGAAGUCCGGUUGCUCCCGGAAUGAUAUUUGCAACACUCCAGUCUUUUAAUGCAACGGCUGCACCUAACAACGGUUCUUUGGAUGUGGGUAGUACUGCGUCUAGUUCAAGUAAUAGCGGGAGCGAUUCGCAAAAGACCGGGCUCGCAAUGAUUAUAUUAUACGCCAUCACAGGCUGCGUUUCGGCUUUGUUUUGCCUUGUAAUCAUUUCUGGGGCUAUUCGCGCUAUCCGCCAUCCUGACCGAUAUGGACCGCGCAUGCCCGAACAUGGUGGCGUCGGCGACCCAGGCCAAAGCCGAGCGAGAGGGCUGGGACGGGCGAUACUGGACACAUUCCCGGUGGUCAAGUUUGGAACGUCUAGCGAGCCCGUCACUCGAACGAAAGACCUCGAAGAGCCAGCACACGUAGAGAUGGCCGUGACACCUGUUUCUCCGCAACCCGAUUCGGUAGAGUUAAGGGAGGUGGUUGGGGCUCCCAGUGACUCGUCUGAAGGCAGGAAUCUAGGACCGGGUGGUAUUCCAGAUUCGGGCCCAAAUGAGGAAGCUUUACCCACUCCACGGCUGCGGUCUACAACAGAGACAGGGCAACAAUCUUCAAAUACAGGUGAUGUGAUGCCGGAGACCAUCGGCAGGGAGACGUGUCCGAUUUGUAUUAUGGGCUUUGAGGAAGGCGAUGACCUACGGGUUCUGCCCUGCGAAGGCAAACACAGGUUCCACCAGGCGUGCGUGGAUCCAUGGUUGCUGGAGCUAUCAGGUUCUUGCCCGCUGUGCCGACAAGACUUUCAUGCGUUGGAGGCGAUACUUACUGGGGAACCAAGUAGCGGCGAGCAGGAUGGUUUUCGACGUAGCAGUCAAGCGCUUUCACUUGGGAGUGCACAGAAUCGCUUUUCUCGUUACCUGCGAUAUGCACGCGGUCGACAGCAUAGAUCACCAACUAACCCAGGAGGGACUGCGGAGACGAGUGAAACGCCAACCACGCUGUUGUCGUAGCAUAUAUGAUCUUGCUCUAUAGUUUUUAUGUUGCACAUUUGUAUGAGCGUGUAUAGUAUGAGCUGGCAGGGUUAUCGAGUCCACCUGCACGCGGCGGCAUCCCGUUAUUCCUGCCACGUCCGCCAAUCGAAGGUUUACCAGCGACAGCGGGGCUUCCCUCCAGAUAUGCUUUGAGAUCGACAAGAU